AUGGCAUCAGUGCCCGUGUAUUGUCUGUGUCGUCUGCCAUAUGAUGUGACACGCUUCAUGAUAGAGUGUGACAUUUGUCAAGACUGGUUUCAUGGAAGCUGUGUUGGAGUAGAGGAAGACAAAGCGGCUGAGAUUGACCUGUACCACUGCCCCAACUGUCAGGUCACUCAUGGGCCUUCUGUUAUGCGCAAACGCCGGGGAGGCAAUAAGCAAGUAGAUGGAGGUGCCACUGGAGGAAGAGACCCAAGUAAGCCUGUUAAGACAGGGAGCGCACAGUUUGUUAGGGAGCUACGGAGCCGAACCUUCCCGAAUGCGGAUGAAAUAUUGCUAAAGCCUUCAGGGGCCCAACUUACAGUUGAGUUUCUGGAGGAGCAUUCAUUCAGUGUACCUGUCAUGGUUCUGCGGCGGGAUGGCCUGGGUAUGACCCUACCUCCAUCAUCAUUUGGCGUCAGUGAUGUGGAGCACUACAUUGGUUCGGAUAAACAGAUUGAUGUAAUUGAUGUUUCACGCCAGUGUGAUCUGAAGAUGCGUUUGGGCGACUUUGUUGAGUACUACAACAGCCCCAACAGAGAUAGGGUCCUCAAUGUCAUCAGCCUGGAGUUCUCUGAGACCAGACUGUCAAACCUGGUGGAGACGCCUAAGAUUGUGAGGAAACUUUCCUGGGUGGAAAACCUCUGGCCUGAAGAGUCUGUUUUCGAGCGUCCCAAUGUGCAAAAGUACUGCCUAAUGGGAGUGAAGGAUAGCUACACAGACUUCCAUAUUGACUUUGGAGGCACCUCAGUAUGGUACCAUGUCCUCAGGGGUGAGAAAAUCUUCUAUUUAAUUUCCCCCACCCCUGCCAACCUGGCACUUUUUGAGCGAUGGAGUUCAUCAUCUAACCAGAAUGAGAUGUUCUUUGGGGACCAGGUUGACAUGUGCUAUAAGUGUUCUGUCAAACAGGGAAACACCUUGUUCAUACCAACAGGGUGGAUUCAUGCUGUGCUCACUCCAGUGGACUGCCUGGCUUUUGGAGGAAACUUCUUGCAUAGUCUCAACAUUGACAUGCAGUUGCGGGCAUAUGAAAUAGAGAAGAGACUAAGCACAGCGGACUUGUUCAAAUUUCCCAACUUUGAGACUGUGUGCUGGUAUGUAGGAAAGCACCUUCUCGAUACUUUCAGAGGUUUGAGAGAAAAUCGCAGGCAUCCUGCCACUUACCUGGUUCAUGGGGCGAAGGCCCUAAACAAUGCCUUCCGCAGCUGGACCCGCAAAGAGGCUUUAGCAGAUCAUGAAGUGGAGAUUCCAGAAACCAUCAAUACUCAGGCGCUGGUGAAGGACCUGGCCAAGGAGAUUCGUCUGGUAGAGGAUAUCUUUCAGCAAAACAUUGGCCGCACUGGUCCUCAGUUUCCUGGUUCGCCACUCUCCAAAGCUCCCCUCACCACCUCUCAGAAUUCAGGACGGCCCCCUGGAAAAAAGAAAGGGCCCAAGCCCAAGGAGAUGACAGGGGGUGUUGGGCCCCCAGGAACCAAAAAGAAGAGUCAAAAGGGACUACUUAAAGCAGAAGCAGGAGAACUCGAUCUGAUUGAGAUCCACACCAAACAUACACUCAAGAAAUUUCAACCUGGAAAGUCGAAACACAAGAACAAGUUGGAGUUACCAUUAGAGGAGUUUGAAGGGAAGAUAAAUAAAAGCAAGCUCAAACUUGUGUUGACCAAUGGAAAAAUUCAAAGUAAGAAGGAUGGCAGCAGUAAUGGUGCAGGAAGUGCUGGAAACUACAAACAUCUUGCGACGGAGGGAUCCAGUCUGUCCGACUUGGAGUCUGAGGAUGAGUUGCAGAUUGAUGAGACCCCACCUCCACGACGGAAGACAGCUGGACUGAGUAAGAAGAAGAAGCUGAGUGGUCUUCCUAGAAAGCUGCCCAGAGCCAAACCCUGCUCUGACCCUAAUCGCAUCAGAGAGCCCGGAGAAGUUGACUUUGACAUUGAGGAGGACUACACCACUGAUGAAGAGGCACUGGCUGCUCAUGGAGUGAAGGGUGGUGCAGGGGGCAUUCUGGACUUACUGAAGGCUAGCAAGCAAGUGGCAGGCUUGGACUCUACAGCAAUCGGUGAGGAAGCCCCAGCCUCUCCCAGCACUCGUGAUGCCAUUCAAGGGAUGCUCUCCAUGGCCAACCCCCCUUCGUCAUCCUCCUCCUCAUCCUCUUCAUCUCCUUUGUCUAUAUCUGGAGGCCUGACGGAAGGAUUAGGGGUCGUCAAGGAAAAGGGCGGCAAGGCUGUAUGGGUGACAGGAGGGGUCAAAAAGACAGCAAAUUCUGAGAAGAAACCUGUCAUUCAGCGACCUGGAAAACGUCCAAUUAAACGGCCAGCCCGUCACCUUAGUGACGAGGAAAGUCCAGAUGAACAGGAGACCCUGGGAACUUGUUUUAAAGAUUCAGACUAUGUUUACCCAUCCUUGGAAUCUGAUGAGGAGGAUCACACCAACAAGACUAAGAUGAAGCGGAAGAAAAACUGGGAUGACACACCAUGGAGUCCAAAAGCCAGGGUGAUGCCCACCCUUCCCAAACAGGAUCGUCCAGCCAGGGAGGGAGCAAGAGUUGCCUCUGUAGAAACUGGCCUUGCUGCAGCUGCUGCCAAGCUGGCACAACAAGAGCAGCAAAAGCCUGCUAAAAGGAAGUACACGAAAAAGCAGCGUCCCCCUGCUCCUGUCAUCACUCCACCUCCUGUUCAGACCGAGCCAGCCCCACCCUCUCCAACACCUGCCCCAGAGUCUGCAGCAGACGUCAGCCCAGACAGAAGAGUGGAUUAUUACUCUGCUAGUCUGUUGGACCAUGAAUAUACAGCAGGACCAGGACCUUUUGGCUCAGGAGGACCUAGAGGCAGUGGAGCCAUGGCUCCGGGUGUAUUUCUUACAUCAAGAAGACCUUCCCUGUCUCCACAAAAUAGCAGCUCUCACUCCGGUGCAUCCCCUGCAGGUUUAUCCAGUCAGGGCACAACAGGAGUUGGUCAAGGGAAACGUCCAAAGAAAGGACUUGCGACUGCAAAACAGAGACUUGGAAAAAUCCUGAAAAUUCACCGCAAUGGCAAACUUCUCUUGUGA
Molecule: messenger RNA, 3072 nt
Organism: Haplochromis burtoni (Burton's mouthbrooder)
Lineage: Eukaryota; Metazoa; Chordata; Actinopteri; Cichliformes; Cichlidae
Gene: phf8
Product: PHD finger protein 8
Exons: 21
Coding region: 1-3072 (1023 amino acids)
Biological process (GO): protein demethylation; regulation of transcription by RNA polymerase II
Molecular function (GO): histone demethylase activity; transcription coregulator activity
Source: RefSeq, a predicted model, not a curated record